GAUUCGUUCACGAGUCGGACAGACGGCGCUACAGAGCAAGAGGGGCUCCACAGAGAGAAACACAGUCGGCGUAUUAAUGGAAAGUGAACAGCGUGGCGUGUCCGCUCUGUUAGUUGAGGACUGUGCGACUGAAUUCGCCUUUAUUUAAUGGAGUUUCAAGUCCAGCGUGUGUGAUUGACGCAUCCGUACAGAUGCUGGCCGCUCCGGUCGCGCCGGGGGAAGGAGAGGUUUUGACACAGUUAGAUCUGUUGUUAUUAUAAUCAGCUGACCGCUGCUGGAAUCGCUCCGUUUGCUGUUUUCUAGAAACAGCGAUGAGCGCUUAUCAAGACAAAACGUCUUUGAGUUGUUCGCAAAGCAGGGAAAAUGUCAGCGCCGUUAAAUGGGGAAGGAUGGAGGAUGCGUGCGCGUCCUGCUUUGACGAACCCACGGGCGACGCGAUACGCGCCGGGAUGGACGCGGUGCAGGCGGGCAUAGACGGACAUCUGCCGCUGCCCCGAGGCCAACGCCAACUGAUGCUAGGCCUGGUGGAAGAGGGUUUCGCCGCCUAUCAUGGCCGUCUCGGUUCCGACCCGGACUCCGGUUAUCUCGACAUCACCGGAGACCUCAACUAUAGCGAAAGUGACGGGAACGUCGCCACGAAAAAGCGCAACCGCUCCAACAGCUCGCGGCACCGCGGGGAAGUUGUCACGGAGCUCGGACCCGAGGAGGUGCGCUGGUUCUACAAAGAGGACAAGCGGACCUGGAAACCGUUUGUUGGACACGAUUCUUUGAAAAUCGAGUUGGCUUAUCGCAAAUACUGCGAACUUAAUCCGAACGAGGUCAAACGGAGGGAUGCGGGCGAAGAAGCGGAGGAUUUAUUCGAGGCACCGUCAGGAUGCGACGCCCCGGAGGUCCGGAGACAGUCGGCGGCGCUGGCAGCGCAACCGGUAACCGAGAGCGCGGAGGCUGGAUGCUCUACGGAAGAGACGGAGCUGGAUUCAGAAAGCAUCAACGUGGACGCAGUGUGCGUCCGCGGAGGACUCUACGAGGUGGACAUCAACAAGAAAGACUGUUAUCCUGUAUACUGGAACCAACAGGACCACAUCCCAGUCAUGAGGGGCCAGUGGUUCACGGACGGGACCUGGUUGCCACUGGAGGAAGAGGACAGUGACCUCAUUGAACUGGAGCACCUGGGCUGUUUCCGAGGCCGGCAGAUGAAAGACACCUUUGACACGGAAGCGGUGGCCACCACGGUGGACAGCAAAGAUGCCAUUCACAGUCUGAAACUAAGCCGGAGCCACGUGGACUGGUACAGCGUGGAUGAAGUGUACCUUUACAGCGAUGCUACCACUUCAAAGAUUGCACGGACUGUUACUCAGAAACUGGGAUUCUCCAAAGCGUCCAGCAGCGGGACCCGUCUCCAUCGAGGUUAUGUAGAGGAGGCUGCUCCAGAGGACACACCCCCUGAAACAACGCACAUAGUCUUUGUGGUACAUGGGAUUGGCCAGAAGAUGGAUCAGGGCCGUAUCAUUAGAAAUACAAGCAUGAUGCGUGAUGCUGCCCGCAAGAUGGAGGAGAAACACUUUUCUGACCGAACAAAUGAACACGUUGAGUUCCUUCCUGUGGAAUGGCGAUCUAAACUCACCCUUGAUGGAGACACCGUGGACUCCAUUACUCCAGACAAAGUGCGAGGUCUAAGAGACAUGCUGAACAGCAGUGCCAUGGACAUUAUGUACUACACAAGCCCUUUGUACAGGGAUGAGAUCACCCGGGGUCUGACCAAAGAGUUGAACCAACUCUACACGCUCUUUUGUGAGCGCAACCCAGAAUUUGCAGAGAAAGGAAAGGUGUCCAUCGUCUCCCACUCACUCGGCUGUGUCAUCACCUUUGACAUCAUGACAGGGUGGGACCCUGUGCGCUUUGUUCAUGAAGAGGUGCCAGAUGCCAUGGAGGCUGAUGUUAGCAGACAAGAACGUCAGCUACUGGAGGAUCUUCGUAACACAUGCUUAAGAAUGAGGGAUUUGGAGGAUAAGCUUCGGCAUUUCCAAACCUCAUCCUCAAGACCCUCUCCAGCCCUGAAAUUCAAGGUGGAGAACUUCUUCUGCAUGGGAUCUCCUCUGGCUGUGUUCUUGGCUUUGCGAGGUGUCUGUCCCGGAACCAACGGAACACAGGACCACAUCCUACCCAAAUCCAUCUGCCAGAGGCUUUUCAACAUCUUCCAUCCCACUGAUCCUGUAGCAUACAGGUUGGAACCUCUCAUCCUGAAGCAUUAUAGUAAUAUAGCACCUGUCCAAAUUCACUGGUACAACACCACCAGCCCCACACCGUAUGACCAGAUCCGUCCCACUCUACUGAAUCCGUCAAAGGAAAGUGCUUCUGUGUCCGAUACGGAGAGCCUCCCGAGCCCCUGCACCUCCCCUCCACAGCCCCGCAGACACUACGGCGAGUCUAUCACCAGCCUGGGCAAGGCCAGCAUCAUGGGAGCGGCAAGUAUAGGUAAAGGCAUUGGCGGUAUCCUGUUCUCCAGAUUUUCCCGCUCUAGUGGACAGGUGGGUGGUGUGGAGGAGGAGCCAUCAGACUCUGAAGGAGGGGCUUGUGAGAAAGGGGAAGAUGGCCGGCCUGUGGAGUUAGACGAUAAAGUUGAGGAAAAGACAGAGGAGAAAAUCGAGGAGAAGACAGGAUACACCAGCAUGUUACAGUCAGCCUCUGCCAUUAUGGAUAACUCGUCCUUAAUCCUAAAAAAUGACACCCCCCAUGCCUUUACGAUGACAAGAGAAAAGCACUUAACAUUUCUCCUUACCUCACCCUUGAAUGUGCCAAUAAAGUGAAGAGUGCGAUCUUCAUCAGGUGUCAGAGGGAAACGUCUGCAUUAUGUGCAUAUAUAUCAGAACUGGACUCCAGCGUGUCUGUUCAUGUUUAGCUUCAGUGAACACAGAGCUGUUCCUCUUUAAUGAACCUCGUGUUUUUCAUUAAAAUUGAUAGCGACCGCCUGCUCUGUCGCAUUCUGUUAAUUGCUUUUAAAUUUUGACUUUAUAGGUAAUAUAGCUAUCGGCUACGAGCAGAGUUUGCUGUGGGCCCUGAUCAGAAUAAAUGGAAAACAAUACAACUUUAUUAAUCCCUGAGGGGUGAUUUAGCUUUAACCAUCAAUAAUGAGUCAUCAAAUAGAGACACUAGAGCUGUUGUUCUCAACUGGGGGUGUGACCCAAUAAACAGGUCAGCAAUACAAUACAUUUUUAAAAUGGAAGGGUAAAAUUGUUCCAUACAUUUUGUUGUUAAUGUCAAAUUUGCAUUCUAUCAAAAUAAGCAGUAUUUUGGUGUAAAUCCACCUGUCUUUUGAUA
Molecule: messenger RNA, 3318 nt
Organism: Sinocyclocheilus anshuiensis
Lineage: Eukaryota; Metazoa; Chordata; Actinopteri; Cypriniformes; Cyprinidae
Gene: ddhd1b
Product: DDHD domain containing 1b
Exons: 13
Coding region: 312-2807 (831 amino acids)
Cellular component (GO): cytoplasm
Molecular function (GO): glycerophospholipase activity; metal ion binding
Source: RefSeq, a predicted model, not a curated record